AUGCCACACACUUAUGGAGAUGAAGACCUUGAAAAUGCCGACGAGAAGUACCACGAGUCGUCCGAUGAAGACUUCAAUCCCGAAACCGCCCCAGCCGAAGAGGCAUCUAGCUCCGAGGACGAAGACCAUGUCACGAUAGAACCCGCACAGCGCAAGGGCAAGCGGAAAGCACCGGCCGAUGAAGACCUCGACUCCGGAGAUGAAGUGACGAUACAAGCUGCGCGGAAGAAGCGAGCCAAGAAGAAGGGCAAGAAGGGCAGUAAAGAGGACGACGAUGAGCUGAUCAUAUCGGAUGAUGAAGGCGGGGAGGGUGGUCUUGUCAAAACGCGAGCUCAAAGGAGAGUUGAGAGGAAGGAAAGGCGGCCACUUGCAAGAACUGAGGGCGCAACAGUGGACGUUGAUGCGUUAUGGGCUCAGAUGACAGCAGCGCCUUUGAAGCCUCUGGAAUCCACUAAACCACAGGAAGCGGCCGCGCCACAGGAUCAUGCACCCGUAGUCAACAUCCCAGUAUUGGCGGAGGAAGAACAGCUCACGAUCAAGAAAAUCUUUACAUUCGCUGGGCAGGACACGACCGAGGAAAAGCAGAUACCACGCUCCCAACUCGACAAAUACCUUAAAGAUGGUUGGAAGACAUUCGAGACGCCCGCUGCAACCACACCUGCGGCAGAGUCCCCCAAAGAUUCCUCCGAGUCUACCGGACCCAAGAUCCGUCGUCCCAUCCGCCGCCCAUCACGAUUCGACCCCAACCCUACAGGCUAUGUCCGCGCCCUCGCGCCCGAACACCAGCUUUCCUGGCCCCGUAGCUCCGCUACCACCCUACACCCCGAUCAAGAACUCGCUCCUGAAGCCGACGCUUCAACCACGAAGAAAGCGGAGAAGGCGCAGAAGCUCAAUGUCGUGGACAAAUCGCGCAUGGACUGGACAGGUUUCGUGGACAAGGAGGGCAUCGCAGAGGAAUUGGAUACACAUGGAAAGACUAAAGAAGCCUAUCUGGGUCGUAUGGAGUUCUUGGCUGGUGUGGAGGCCCGAAGAGAAGAGGAAAGGAGGAAUCUGAAGAUCAAGGCUGCGGCGGCUGCGCCUACGGCGGGAUGA
Molecule: messenger RNA, 1092 nt
Organism: Alternaria atra
Lineage: Eukaryota; Fungi; Ascomycota; Dothideomycetes; Pleosporales; Pleosporaceae
Exons: 1
Coding region: 1-1092 (363 amino acids)
Source: RefSeq, a predicted model, not a curated record